Megalops cyprinoides (Indo-Pacific tarpon) is the source of this 984-nucleotide messenger RNA. RefSeq names its product ubiquitin carboxyl-terminal hydrolase 37-like. The transcript has 8 exons. Lineage: Eukaryota; Metazoa; Chordata; Actinopteri; Elopiformes; Megalopidae. Gene Ontology annotation, molecular function: cysteine-type deubiquitinase activity; cysteine-type endopeptidase activity. Gene Ontology annotation, biological process: protein deubiquitination; G1/S transition of mitotic cell cycle. The record is from RefSeq and is a predicted model, not a curated record. Gene Ontology annotation, cellular component: nucleus; cytosol. The coding region runs from base 1 to 984 and encodes 327 amino acids.
AUGUGUCCAUGUCUUCUUUUCUGCAAUAGGUUGCCAAACAUCGGCAACUCCUGCUAUUUGAACGCCACACUGCAGUGCCUUUUUGGGCUGCAGCAGUUUGUUGGCGAGCUCAGGAGGCGGGAUGACUGUAGGCCAGACCUGAGAGGACAUCUGUCCAAGUGCUUUUCAGAUCUACACUUAGCCAGGUCUGGCCACAUGGAUGAAAAGGUGAAGCUAGUGAGGGCAUUGAAAAAGACUGUCUCUGAUAACUACAGGGACUUCUGCGGGGAUGAGCAGCAGGAUGCACAUGAAUUUCUGAGUGUCCUGCUGUCUCAACUCAAGGAGGAGUCAGAGUCCCUGAAGAGGAGACUUGCCCUCGGUUCGUACUCCUGCCCGGUAGAAUCAAAUUUUGAUUUCCGGGUGCAGGUAGUACGAACCUGCUGCAGGUGUGGAGCACAGGUCUGUGGGACAGAAUUUUACAGCAAUCUGUCCCUAGACCUGGUUCCUCAAGGCAACCUACAGGACAGCCUUAAACAGUAUUUUAAGGUGACCAAGGUUGACUGUAGGUGCCCGAAGUGCCCUGGACAGCAGGCCACCGUUCAGACCAGGCUGCUGUCCCUGCCUCGGGUACUUGUCCUGCAGCUUAAGAGGUUCACCAUGACCUCCAGCUGGACCCUCCAGAAGCUGGAGAGUAAAGUGGCCAUCCCGCCGGAGCUCUCCCUGCACCCGCACUGUGCUCCGAAAGUAGAGACACCUCAGGAGCCAGUCGGGACAGGAAGCCAAAGCAGUGGCGUAGAAACAAUGAGUGAAGAGGAGCAGGUUGAGCUGGCCAUCAAGCUCAGCAUGGAGGCCUCCUCCCCUUCUUCAGGUCACUACGUCUGUGAUGGCCACAAUGGUGACAGCUGGCUCACCUUUGAUGACCAUGUGGUCCAACGGAGCUCGCAGGACUCCGUUUUACAGCUGAGGGAGAGGAGUGCCUACCUCCUCUUCUAUGUAUACAGGUAG